Paramuricea clavata is the source of this 2777-nucleotide messenger RNA. NCBI's taxonomy places the organism in Eukaryota, Metazoa, Cnidaria, Anthozoa, Malacalcyonacea, Plexauridae. The record is from the annotation of a GenBank genome assembly.
AUGGAUGUUGACUUCUCUCAGGCGAUUCGAAAAUCAAUUAGUUUUUCUCUCGAGUCUUUUCCAAACAUUAAGGAACUGAAAGCAGUUCAAGAAGAUGCCAUCAUCAGCUUCGUAAGGAGACGAGAUGUGUUUGGGGUACUUCCGACAGGAUACGGGAAGUCGCUAAUAUUUCAGCUUAUCCCCGGCAUUUGCAGAUAUCUAAACAAGACAGGUUUUCCAUAUCCGUCAAAUCCAAUAUUGAUAGUAAUUUGUCCGCUUAAUGCGUUGAUCGAAUCCCAUUUAAAAGAAUUAUCAGCCUGUGGAGUGUCUGCUUGUUCGCUAUCCGACGGAAGCGUCAAUAUUGAUGAUCUGAUCGCUGGAAAAUUCUCUAUUGUUUUGGCUAGUCCUGAAGCCAUAGUUGACAACACCAAGUGGAGAAACAUGCUUCAGGAACCCUUAUUCCAAGAAAAUAUAUUUGGACUUGUUACAGACGAAGCGCACGUUGUUCCAAAAUGGUACGCUUUUAUUGUAUUGUAUUUGUGUUGUAUUUUAUAUACGGUAGCUUUCGAUUUCGACAUGUACCUGUCGUAUUUAUACAUAAUAUUUGAUACAUGUAUUGUCCCUAUUUAAUACUCGACUAAUCAAGUUUUAUACCAAAGAAUAUUCAGCAGAUUUACUGUUUUAACUGUCUAUUUGUAAUUUCUAACGUAAAUUCGCGUACUUAAAAUGAUUUAAAUAAUAUCAUAGCUACCUCGAAAUCCUUUGUUUCGCGAGGAAUGAUUCGUCCCUCAUCUUUAUGCAUAACCUCUUAUUUUGAUGUCAAUUAAAUAUUUAAUAUCCCAAUAGUCAUCUUAGUAUGAAGAACCAAACGCGCCUUUUCAUUUCGACUUAUUCAAUCGAAUGAAACCGUUUUAUUGUCUCGAUAGCUAUGAUAUUACAAACUGAUAUCAUGGCAUUGCAGUCGAUUAGUGAUGAAAUGUACCUCGGACAUGUCGAUAAUCGACAUUGAAUUUAACCCAUUGAGCCACAAUGCGCCCUACUUAUUUCUUUUGCUUGUCGAACGCCAGACAAUUUUAUUUGUCUGUGGGGAAGCUCUGUAGAGUAAUGGGUUAAAAACCAACACCCCCCCCUCAAGGACCUCUGCUUUUGGGGAUUUUUACCCCUAUGGAAUGAAAAAAACUCUGUGUAAUUGAUCCCUCUAGAAGAGAUUUGAACCCCCUCUGGAAGUGCAUUUUAACUCCUCUGGAAACAUUAUUUUUGUCCCAUUUUCCCCAAAUAUUACCCCUCUGGAAUAAAUUACUAAUUUUAGUAAUUUACCCCCCUCAGAAGUUGAGGUCCUUGAUAGGGGGGGGGGUAUUAAUUAAAUGUAUUAAUAGCCCAUUAAAUCUGUCCAGAUUACGUUUGGUGCUAUACUUCACCACAUAUUAAACCUUUAAGACUUUAUUUUUAGGGGCAAAGGAAAUGCCAAAGAACGUAAAGCUGCCUUUAGACAGUGCUUUUUCAGACUUGGAGAAGUUAGGUCAUUACUUCCUUUGGGAACGCCAGUAUUAGCUUUAACUGCUACUGCAACCCCAAAGGUAAAGAAAGAAACAAUGGAAGGUCUUUCAUUGAAACCAGAUACCCACUUAAUUUCAGUCACUCCAAAUAGACCAAAUAUUUAUCUUUAUAAAGCCAAAGUAAAUGAUAGUCUGGAAUGCUUUGAUUGGUCAAUUGACAAUAUCAAACUAAAGAAAAACACUACUCCAAAGACAAUAGUCUACUGUAAGUCUCAAAAAGAAUGUGGGAAGAUUUUUAGACACUUCAAGUCAAAUCUUAAAGAAGAUCUAUAUUUUCCAGAAGGAGCUGAGAAAGUAUCAAAGAACAUGGUUAUAGGAAUGUUCCAUGCUAAUACUCUGACUAAAAAUAAAAACAGGGUGUCUGAUUCAUUGUUUGAUCCAGAUGGGACUUGCCGGGUCGUGUUUGCUUCAACAGCUCUUGGAAUGGGAGUUAAUAUUAAGGAUAUAUUUCAAGUAAUUCAUUACGGGCCACCACGACAAGCAGACGACUUCCUUCAGGAGAUAGGCAGAGCUGGUCGUAAUGGACAAGCUGCACGUUCCAUUCUUUUUUACAAAGGCAAUCACCUUAAGAAGUGUGAUUUAAACAUUAAAGAGUAUGCACAAACUAGUGACAAAUGUUUAAGGGAAAUAAUUUUGAAGGAAUUUGAUGAAACUAGCACUCUGUUGAAGUCAGGUACCCAUGAUUGUUGUAUUAUUUGUCAUACAAUUUGCCUUUGUUCCGGAUCAUCUUGUGGAGUACCUUUGCCAACGUUUGGGAUAGCAAAUCAAGCAGACAUAGUUAGGAAUAAAAAGAGAACUGUUACAAAGCAGGAAAAGAAUGAGUUGCUUGAAUUGCUUAUUGACUAUAAAAAACAGCUAACUGAUAACUGCCCAGUUUAUCUGCUAUCAUCCGAAUCAUCGACUGGCUUUUCAGAUUCCUUAGUCAAAUCUGUGCUUAAACAUUGUAAAUUUCUAUUUUCGAUAGAAGAUGUUGUGAACCUAUGUUCAGUUUAUAAGAGAUCACAUGCAGUUUGUAUUUUACAUAUGGUAAGGGAUGUAUUUGAAGAUUUUGAGUUUAGUGAAUGUGACUCCAGUGACUUGGAUGAUUUACAAGAAUUGGACCUUGACUUUGAUUUUGAAUAUGGUGGAGAAUAUGGAUAUGGCACUAAUGGCAGUAAUGGAACUAGUUCUGAGUCUGGUUCAUCUGUUGAGUCAUUAUGCUCUGAUGUGUCAAAUGUGUCUGGCGUUGCCAAGUUUGAUUGA